UCAAAUUGUUUUCGAAUAGAAAAAAAAGAAAGAAAUGAAGAUUUUUUCUCAUGUGAUUUUAUUUAAGUAAUCACACGUCUUUAUCAUAAAUUAAUCGACGGCACGUUUUCUCGUGUCAGUUUUUUUUUUUCUCGUGUCAGUUUUGGUACUGAUCAUCUUCUUCUUCAAUCCCGAGAGACUUGAAUUCAAGAAGCAAAAACAUGGUGAGCUUCUUCAAGGCAUGGGGUGUAGUGAUCCUCUCACUGUGUUACACUUUUUUGAUUGGCAAAUUGCUUCCAAAAGGAAUCAAAAGGCUGAUUCUGAUCAUCCCUGUUUUCUUCAUCUUCUUCAUUCUUCCUUUCUUGAUGAUUCCUUCCGUGCACUUACUCGGCGUCACGGCUUUCUUCAUCGCCUGGCUCGCAAAUUUUAAGCUCUUUCUCUUUGCAUUAGGACGCGGUCCUCUCUCUUCGAAUCCUAAACCCCUAUCUUUACCUGUUUUCUUAGCUGUCUCUUCUUUGCCCAUCAAGAUUCAGCUAAAGUCUAAACCUUUAAAAUCUCGCUCCCAUGAAGGAUCCAGAGAGGGUCCUCUGAUUUAUACCAUUAAGGCUGUUAUUUUGGUUAUUCUCAUCAAAGUCUACGAUUACAGCAGCAAACUUCCCGACAAAGUCCUAUUGAUUCUUUACGCGAUCCACAUCUAUUUCACCCUCGAGCUCAUCCUAGCUGCCAUGGCUGCUGUGGUUCGAGCCAUGUCCGAUCUUGAGCUUGAGCCACAGUUCAACAAGCCAUACCUCGCAACAUCACUACAAGAUUUCUGGGGGAGACGAUGGAACCUAAUGGUCACGGGGAUCCUACGACCAACAGUGUAUGAACCCAUGGUCCAGCUGUUCUCCAUCUUGGGCCGGAACUGGUCCAAGGUUCCUGCCAUUUUCGGGACGUUCGUUGUCUCGGGGAUAAUGCACGAGCUCAUCUUCUUCUACAUGGGACGGUUGAGACCAGAUUGGAAGGUAAUGUGGUUCUUCCUUAUAAACGGAUUUUGCACGACUGUGGAGAUUAUCAUCAAGAAAGCUAUAAACGGAAGGUGGAAACUCCAAACAGCAGUCAGUCAGUUCUUGACACUCGGGUUUGUGAUAGUGACAGCUUUGUGGCUGUUCUUGCCAGAGUUUGAACGGUGCAAGAUAGCUGAUAGGGCUCUUGAAGAGUACAAAUCCAUAGGCGCGGUAGUAUCUGAGAUUAUGAGCAUGACUGCUUCUCUUUUUUAAACUUGCCAAAAUCCUGAGUGAUCUCUAUUGUGACUUUUUUUUUUCCCUAACACUACAGUAUGUAAGUUUCUGCAACUCAACUCCUUCAUUUACAUGGAACAGAAAUCAAGCAAGUAGUGGAAGUUUAUAAUACUAUACAUAAAAGAAAAACCUUGCAAACACUAUAUGAAACUAGACGACGGGAAGAAAACUCUCUAGUAGAGGCAAUAACAUGCAAAAU
Molecule: messenger RNA, 1458 nt
Organism: Capsella rubella
Lineage: Eukaryota; Viridiplantae; Streptophyta; Magnoliopsida; Brassicales; Brassicaceae
Product: acyl-CoA--sterol O-acyltransferase 1
Exons: 1
Coding region: 201-1238 (345 amino acids)
Biological process (GO): lipid metabolic process
Source: RefSeq, a predicted model, not a curated record